Molecule: messenger RNA, 231 nt
Organism: Linum trigynum
Lineage: Eukaryota; Viridiplantae; Streptophyta; Magnoliopsida; Malpighiales; Linaceae
Source: the annotation of a GenBank genome assembly
AUGCAGGCUCUCGACGAGCUCAAUCGUUUGCAAUCGACGAAGAGAUGCUCGCUCUCGUCGUCCCUUGCUCGCCGCCUUCACUGUCGUUGUCGGAAUCCGGCUCGCCGCAGUCAAAGAGAUGCUGCAAUCGACAAGCUUCUUCUACUCGUCGUCACCCACUGCUCGCCGUCUUCACUGUCGCCGUCUUCACUGCUCGCUAGCUGCAUGGAGAGGAUCGAAGGAAGAGGAUAG